This is a messenger RNA of Gymnogyps californianus (California condor), 2849 nucleotides long. Its product is annotated as protein ELYS-like. Lineage: Eukaryota; Metazoa; Chordata; Aves; Accipitriformes; Cathartidae. The transcript has 17 exons. The record is from RefSeq and is a predicted model, not a curated record. Bases 1 to 2388 code for a protein of 795 amino acids.
AUGGCAAACAAGAGAGGAAAACUUUACAGAAAGAUGUGUUUUGAUGGUCCGCACUUGAGUCACAACAAAGAACCUGUCCAGACAGGUUCUUUAGACCUUCUGACUGGAUGCAUUAAACAUUGGACAUCUGAAGAGCAGGCAAGUUCUGCUGCUAAUUUACGGUUUGUUCUUGAGUGGACAUGGAACAAAGUGAUCUAUACAAAAGAUGAAUUUGACCAAAUAUGUGUUCCGCUGUUUGAUGGCUCUUGCAACUUCGUUGACCCGCAGGCAUUACAGUCUCUUCAGCACUGCCAGUUGCUUUUGAGCAGCCUUCGCACAGUCUUAAACUGUCUUCCAAGAGAAGCACAAGAGCUUACUGAAAAAGGUUUAACAGACUUGACAAAUAAGCAGGUGGUAACUAGCCUCCUUUCUGUGUAUGCACAAGUGGUCGUCUGGUUCUGUCGAUCCAGUCUCCUUCCAGAGGGUUUAGACGAUGAUACACAUUUGUCUAGACCUUUCUACAAUUAUCCUCUGAUUCAGAGCUACUAUACUGGUCAUCGACAGAAACUUGAGCGUUUAUCAAGAGGAAAAUGGGAUUCUGACUGCUUGAUGAUUGAUGGAAUGGUUUCCCAGUUAGGAGACCGAGUUGAGAAGUUGUGGCGGAGAGAUGGAGGAACUGGGAAGUAUCCACCUGCUAGUUUACAUGCACUGCUGGAUCUCUAUUUGCUCGAAAACAUUGAAGAAAGCUACAAACAUGCAAUUACAAUUUACUUGCUGCUAGAUAUCCUGCAUUCCUUUCCGAAUACAACAGAACCUUCAAUCGACUCCUUCCCAACCGCCUUUGCUAUCCCUUGGGGUCUUGUUAAGCUUAUUCAAGGUUUUUGGCUGCUAGAUCACAAUGAUUACGAAAAUGCACUGGCCCUGCUCUUUCAUCCAGCUACAAUGAAAACUGUGUCAUGGCAACACGUGAGAAUUAUUCAGUCCCUCAUGUGCCAAGGAGAGCAUAGGCGAGCCCUCAGAUGCAUACAGAUGAUGAAGCCAUCGACGUCAAGCAGUAGUGAAGUGCGGCUUUUCCUCACUGUGCUGUUGUCCAAUAGGUGCAUGGUGGAGGCGUGGGGUCUGCUGCAGCAACACGCCACGAAGUUCAACAGAGAAGAGCUGUUAAAACACAUGUAUGAAACCUGUCAGGAGAUGGGACUAAUGGAAGACUUACUGAAGCUACCUUUCACAGGCGCUGAACAAGAGUGUUUGGAGAAGUUUUUACAGACCAAUGCUGGUGUUCAGGAUGCUGAAUUUCUUUUAGUCCACCAUCUGCAGCGUGCCAACUAUAUCCCAGCACUGCAGCUGAAUCAGUCAAUGAACGUUACUCUUAUGAAUGAUCGGGAUCCUCGCUUCAGAGAGAGAGCAGUUGCCAGAAAUUCUAUAUUAGACCAGUAUGGCAAGAUCCUUCCUAGAGUUCAAAGGAAGCUGGCUGUAGAGAGAGCCAAGCCUUACCGUUUGCCUUCAUCGGUCUUAAGAGAAGUCGCAAGACCAAAGCCAUUAUCAACACUAACAAACCAAGCUAAUGCAGGAAACGUGCAUACAGGAGCAACUUUCCUCAGUAACGUCUUGUCCAAAAUUGGAGAAGUACGGGUGGGAAACGAGCAGAAAACCAGUUUCUCACAAUGUGAGAGAUUGCCGGAUUUGGUGGUUCGUCCUGUUCCUUCAUGUCCUGCAGCACAGGGUGGUAGGUGGCAGUCGCCAUGCAGGGCUUCUGCUUCAUUCACGGCAUCCAGCCCAUUGAGAUCAAAUAUGCACGGAUCCAUCUCGCAGAAGAAUUUCCCAGGAGCAUCAGAGCUGAACUUACUAGAGACUCCUCUUGUGGUUAAGAGAGCUAAAGUUUUGGCCACACCUGCUUCUGCUUCUGCUAUUCCUGGCUUUACUCCUCGGUCUAUUCUCAGAUCCAGCCUUCGCACCACCCCCCUAGCAACUCCCUCUGCAUCUCCAGGACAAUCACUUCCUCCUCCUCUACGAGCAAAGAAACCUAGAGUAUCCUUCAGGGAAGAGAACUCGAAUGCAAAAUGGACCGUUGGGGAAGACGUGCGUUCGGGUGCGAAAGUGGAAAUGCUUGGUACUCCUAGGAGAAGAACAAGAAGAGUUCCACAUGCUAAACCAGAACAAACGGAUACUCGUGAGCAAACACCUGCACAGCCAAACGAGGAGUCAGCCACACCCAGGACUCCAGUAAGGACAGGGCGUCGGGGCAGAAAGAGACCAUCAGUCCUGGAGGAGAGCACAGGGGAGGAGGCCUUCCCCCAAGGACCUGGUGGCAGUCCUUUGCUGCUUGAAGACGUAAACCCAUCAGGACGUGCUGAAACAUUAAGAACUGCGAUGGAUCGUAUUGCAAGAAUAUGCCCAGUCUGCAACUAAGGCCGCACAGAACAAAGUACUUUAUUCCCCCACCAGAACUUCCUCUCACGGAAGACUACUCUCAGGGUUGUCAGCGCAAUAAAUUUCUUUGCUGCAAUUUCAUCUGUUCCCACGUAACUAACCAUAAAUAGCUUAGGUGUUGAUUUCUGCUGGGGAGAAAGCAAGCUACAGGCAGAAGCCAAUCCACAGUUUCUCGUGAGUUGUCAGGCAAUGCUCGUAACCCCUUCGUCUAGGCCAAUCUGAAAAGACUAUGAAAUGAUAGACUUUCAAGUAAUAAGAUAGCAUUUGUUUCUUACUUUGUUUGCACUUUUGUCUUCUGUGCAACGCUUCCAGGUUUCCAUUCCAGGAAUGCUUGUUUCACCAAAGUAGUCAAGAUAAUGAGUCUCUUUGAUAUGCUUGCAGAUAGAUGUACCCUGGUUCCUUUUGCAUUAAAGCCGUUCCUAAAAUAAAAUGCAUUUUCC